Molecule: messenger RNA, 531 nt
Organism: Eimeria mitis
Lineage: Eukaryota; Apicomplexa; Conoidasida; Eucoccidiorida; Eimeriidae
Exons: 1
Coding region: 1-531 (176 amino acids)
Source: RefSeq, a predicted model, not a curated record
AUGUGCAGCAUCGGCUGCAGUCGCCUGCUUUCUCAGCGGCUUAUUUCUCCUCAUAUUCCUCACUACAAACCUCUGCAUGCACCGCUUCUUCCCCCGCUGCAGCUGCAGCAGCAGCAGCAGCAGCAGCAGCAGCAGCAGCAGCGGCAGCUUCUCCCUACGCAGCAGCAACUGCUGCUGAGGGAUUCAAACGCAUCACCCUCUGCAGACACCGAAGCUGCACAAGCAUCAUGGCGGUCGCCUCCGCCUCGCCUUCACCUGUAUCAUCUGCAGCAGCAGCAGCAGCAGCACCAGCAGCAGCAGCAGCUGCAGCAGGAGCUGCUGCAGCAGCCCCGGCUGGCUGCGUUGCACGGCCCCAGCAGCGUCUUCACUGGGCUGGAUGACGGCUGCUGCGGUGUAUCUGCAGCUUCUUCAGGGGGGAGACACUGGAGCGAGUUGGGGUGUAUGUACACCUCAAUUAGAACAAAAAAGAAAAGAGGAAAAAAAGAAGUUAUAAAAAAAAAUGCAGAACAACUCGAAACUAAAGUCUCGUAA